Molecule: messenger RNA, 2929 nt
Organism: Thrips palmi
Lineage: Eukaryota; Metazoa; Arthropoda; Insecta; Thysanoptera; Thripidae
Gene: CkIIalpha
Product: casein kinase II subunit alpha
Exons: 9
Coding region: 342-1466 (374 amino acids)
Biological process (GO): protein phosphorylation
Cellular component (GO): cytosol; nucleus; protein kinase CK2 complex
Molecular function (GO): protein serine/threonine kinase activity; ATP binding
Source: RefSeq, a predicted model, not a curated record
GGGGUGGCAGAAAACGCAUUAGUCCAAGACGCAUCAAACCUCGUUUCUCGUUUUCCGUGGCGGGCGCGCCAUCUUGGAUUUACGUCCGAGAAGCCGGCACAGCGACAAUUUUACUAGGAAUUUCGGACUUAAGGUUCAUGUUACAAGAUUUUGCGCUCGACCUCCCGUUUGUCUGUGAAAGCAAGAUUUGUGUUCGUGAACCAUUCGACUCAGGAAUGCAUUAGGUACGCCGGAAUCCCUCAUAUUAAUAAAUCGGUCAUAUUUUAAAAGCUUAUGUUGGGCACCAGCUGCUUAAGAAGCAUCAUUCCCUUAUCCAGAGCUCUUACUCACCAGCCUGCACAAUGGCACUGCCCAGCAGGGCACGAGUGUAUGCUGAGGUAAAUUCUCACAAGCCACGAGAUUACUGGGACUAUGAGUCAUACGUAGUAGACUGGGCACAACAAGAUGAUUAUCAGUUGGUGCGUAAACUUGGGAGAGGGAAGUACAGUGAAGUCUUUGAAGCAAUGAAUAUUGCAAAAAAUGAACGUUGUGUAGUUAAAAUAUUAAAGCCUGUCAAGAAGAAGAAGAUUAAGAGAGAAAUUAAGAUCUUGGAAAACUUGCGUGGUGGCACUAAUAUUAUCACCCUGCAGGCAGUGGUGAAGGACCCGGUGUCCAGAACACCAGCACUCAUUUUUGAACAUGUCAACAAUACUGACUUCAAACAGCUGUAUCAAACCCUUACGGACUAUGACAUUCGCUACUACUUGUAUGAAUUAUUGAAGGCACUAGAUUACUGCCAUAGUAUGGGUAUCAUGCACAGGGAUGUCAAGCCCCACAAUGUCAUGAUUGACCAUGAGAACAGAAAAUUGAGGCUCAUUGAUUGGGGUCUUGCUGAGUUCUAUCAUCCUGGCCAAGAGUACAAUGUCAGAGUUGCCAGCCGCUACUUCAAGGGCCCAGAGCUGCUAGCAGACUACCAGAUGUACGAUUAUUCACUAGACAUGUGGUCACUGGGCUGCAUGUUGGCCAGUAUGAUCUUCAGGAAAGAGCCUUUCUUCCAUGGCCAUGACAAUUAUGAUCAGUUGGUCAGAAUUGCUAAGGUGCUGGGCACCGAGGAGUUGUUCGAGUACCUUGAGAAAUAUCAUGUUGAACUAGAUCCUAGGUUUAAUGAUAUUCUUGGCAGACAUUCACGUAAGCGAUGGGAAAGAUUUGUACACAUUGAUAACCAGCAUUUGGUUUCGCCGGAAGCUCUUGACUUCUUGGACAAGCUCCUGCGGUAUGACCACUAUGAGAGGUUGACUGCUCGGGAAGCGAUGGAACAUCCCUACUUUUAUCCCAUUGUGAAGGACCAGGGCCACCUCAACAUGGUCUCAUCCUCACCUACUCCUAUGUCAGGCACUGGGCCUGCAGGUGGAAAUUCUGUGAAUGUACACUUGCCUACCUCUCCGGUCAUCUUACCAACAACGGGCAGCAGUAAUUCGCAACCCUGACUUAUAAGAGCAUAUAAUUCCAACAAUAUAGAUAAAGAAACAAUUAGCAUUUCUUCAUUGUUAACCCAAUAAAGGAUGGGAAAACCUUCUUUGAUGACACACUAAGGUGACCUGCCUAAAUCUGUUUGUAUGAAAUUUUGAAGUGAUUGUUUUUUCAUUUCUAGUUACUACUGAUCAAACAGUUCUGUGUUGUGUAAGUGCGAGAGUGAUUGUAUGUAUGUGCUUGAAUGCCUGAAUAUUUUGUGGACAAUUUGCUGUUGGCUGUUUUUGAUAUUCCGUACACUGGUGUUUUGAUCUACCUUCAUUUUAUUUUAACAGUAAUGAUGAGUUAGCAACACAUCAGCGGGCAAUCAAAAUCACAUUUGACACUGUUUUGGAGAGUGUCUCACACAACAGCCCUAGGGCUCACUAUACUGUACUGUUGCUGUCCUUUUUUAUGUACUUUAGUUCAAGUAAUUUAAUAUUUUGUUGGCUAGAAACACAAAACAGAUUGAUAGCAAGAAAUUACAUUGGGAAGUAUAUGCCGGUUCAGUGUGAAGUGCUGUGCUCCUUCUGAGCUCUUAUGGUCUUCAGAGGCACCACUAGUUCUAUAUUGUACAUGAAUAUCAUUAAACAUCUUUUAUCCCAAGACAACCAAAUUCAUCUUUUUUGUGUAAUUAAUUUAUUAUAAUGCCUUGUCUCACCUUAGUUGAAUGGAAAGUAUGUUUCAGUAGUACUGUACACAUGCAUUUUACGUCUUGUCUGCUUGUGUCAUGUCUAUUUUAUAUUAAAUUUAUUUUUCUUGGAAUUUGAAUCUAUCAAACCAACCUUGUCCUGUUCCAUGAAAUGUGUUUGUAACCUUAGGCAGCUUACCUUUGUGGAUUCAUAAUCUGAUGCAUACUUUCCAUUCAAUACAAAUGACAAACAUGUUCUGACGAAAGCAGCAGGGCUCAAACCAAAUGAAGUGUAUAAAAGUCACCGUACUAAGGAAAUGUCUGCAGAUGGAGGCUAAGAUUGCAUGGAAGUAUGAUUGUGCAUCUUUUUUCCAGAGUAAUUCUACAUUAAUUACCAAAAUGUUGUAGGCAAAUGAUUUAUUAUGUAGAAAUUGUAACUGUUUGAAAACCUCGGUCCAAGUCUGAAAUACUGGGGCUUAUUUUACUGCUACCUUAUGAAAUCAACUCUAUCGAUUAGCUGUAUCCAUCGUGCACUGCCCGUUCACAUUGUGUAUGAUCUGUUUGUUGGUUUUUUUUUUGUGUUUUUUUUUUCUAUUUUAUUAUGGAAUUUAAAGUUAUUGCGAACAUUGUGCAACUACCGUAUUCCAGUGAUAUUGUUCGUGGUUUAGUUGGUUAAUCACUGAUAAUCCUAUGAAGUCUUUGAUAUCAUUUCCUGUACUGUGAACUUGUUGCUUCUUGCUGAGGACAUGUGACAUUUUGUUGUAUAUAUGUGCCGACAUACAGCAGCUGAUUAAAUGGAUGUUAUACAUU